Molecule: messenger RNA, 2632 nt
Organism: Paramecium sonneborni
Lineage: Eukaryota; Ciliophora; Oligohymenophorea; Peniculida; Parameciidae
Source: the annotation of a GenBank genome assembly
AUGAAUCCUCAGUAACAAACUUUUUAUUAGCACUUUGAAGGUUUUGGUAAAAUAUUGUAAAAUUCUUUAUUUAUUUGUUUAGAUCAAUCAAAUUUAUAGGAAAUGAUAUUUCAAAGACUUUCUGUUAACCUUUUUAUUAAGGAGCUUAAAUAAUAAAUUAACCAGAAGAAUUUCUGCCAUUAUUAACUGAUUAUUAAACUAAUAAGAAUUUAGAUUACCUCACAGAAAAUGAUUUGUAUAUAGGAUAUAAUGAAAAUUUUAUUUCAUAAGCUAAAAGUCCAGAAGGAAUUUGUAUCCUCUCUUCAUUAGGAAAAGUCUAUUUAAUUGAUUAAAAAGGAUAUGAUUAAAUUGAAAUAAAAAAUCAUACCUUACCUAAUUUUACUACGAAUUAAGGGAUAGCAACAUUAAUUUAUGAUGAAAAAUCGAGAUUCUUUUUUGCUCUUUUAAAAGAUCAAUUAAUAAAAUUUUAAUUUUAAAAAGACUAAUUACAUUCUAUUUUAAUUUCUAAUUGGGUAUCUCCAUAAAAAAUAAUGAGAUUUGUAGCUAGUAAUGGUUGGCUUUAUUGUGCUUAAGAAGAAAAUGGUUUGCUUAUCUACAAAAUUUUUCAUAAUGAAGUUAAAUUAAUUAAAACCAUGACAUCAUAAGACAUAUAUAAUAAGACUCUAGAUAGUUUUUAAAUUGUGGAUAUUGCAGUUAUAGAUGAUAAACUAUAUAUUUUAGAUGCUAAAAAUGGAAUAACAUUAUUUAAAAUCUAUUUUAAUGGAACCUUUAUUAGAAAUGAAGAUUUUCCUAUGAUUAAUCUAUUAAAUGGUUAUUCUUUUACUGUUGAAGGACACACAAUUAUUGUUAUUAAAAACUUUAAAUCAAGUUCUUAAGUUAUAGAAUAUUACUUAAAUGAUAACGAAUGGUUAGAAAUCAGAAAAUAUUAUACUAGAAACAAAUUACAAAGGGCAUAUAGAAUUGAUGAUAAUUUGUUUAUAAUUAGAGGAUUACAUAAUCAUAUGAUUUUAAUAACAAAAAUGUCAGAAUAAUAUUUAGAUAAAUAGAAUCAUUAAUUGUAUAUUCUGUAUUUUUAAUUAGGGAAAAUUAUUUUUUUAAUAGGAAUUUAUUAGCUAUAGAAACAUAUGGAGAAUAAAACAAAACUAUUUUAGCCAUAUCUCCUUAUGGAUUUUAUUUUUUAAAUAUUUAGUAUUUUCCUACAACUGUGGUUUGCAAUAGUAAUGAUGCUUAAGCAGGAUAAUAUAAUGCUUAGGUAAAUGAUAUCUUUAUAGAUAUUAGAUGACUCUGAUCAGUACAGACUGUGAGGAAAAAGGAGAUUCAAUCGAUGAUUUACUUUAUUGUUAGACUAAUUUAAAUUAUAAUUUUGAAAUCUAAAGUUCUCUUAUACCAACUUAAGAUUUCUAGUUAUAUCUUUAUAUUGGAAUUGCCAUAUUUUUAUUAAUUAUUGGAUACUACUAUUAUAGAUAUAAGUAAAAAUUAAGAAUAUGUAGAUAAUGAUAAGAGAAGAAAGAAUUAUACCAAAUUAACUAAAAUGAUAGUUUUAUUUUAUUUUCUGCCAUUCAAAAUAUAAAUUUGCACAAACUUUAAAAUUAUUAAAUUUANUAAUUUUAAAAAGACUAAUUACAUUCUAUUUUAAUUUCUAAUUGGGUAUCUCCAUAAAAAAUAAUGAGAUUUGUAGCUAGUAAUGGUUGGCUUUAUUGUGCUUAAGAAGAAAAUGGUUUGCUUAUCUACAAAAUUUUUCAUAAUGAAGUUAAAUUAAUUAAAACCAUGACAUCAUAAGACAUAUAUAAUAAGACUCUAGAUAGUUUUUAAAUUGUGGAUAUUGCAGUUAUAGAUGAUAAACUAUAUAUUUUAGAUGCUAAAAAUGGAAUAACAUUAUUUAAAAUCUAUUUUAAUGGAACCUUUAUUAGAAAUGAAGAUUUUCCUAUGAUUAAUCUAUUAAAUGGUUAUUCUUUUACUGUUGAAGGACACACAAUUAUUGUUAUUAAAAACUUUAAAUCAAGUUCUUAAGUUAUAGAAUAUUACUUAAAUGAUAACGAAUGGUUAGAAAUCAGAAAAUAUUAUACUAGAAACAAAUUACAAAGGGCAUAUAGAAUUGAUGAUAAUUUGUUUAUAAUUAGAGGAUUACAUAAUCAUAUGAUUUUAAUAACAAAAAUGUCAGAAUAAUAUUUAGAUAAAUAGAAUCAUUAAUUGUAUAUUCUGUAUUUUUAAUUAGGGAAAAUUAUUUUUUUAAUAGGAAUUUAUUAGCUAUAGAAACAUAUGGAGAAUAAAACAAAACUAUUUUAGCCAUAUCUCCUUAUGGAUUUUAUUUUUUAAAUAUUUAGUAUUUUCCUACAACUGUGGUUUGCAAUAGUAAUGAUGCUUAAGCAGGAUAAUAUAAUGCUUAGGUAAAUGAUAUCUUUAUAGAUAUUAGAUGACUCUGAUCAGUACAGACUGUGAGGAAAAAGGAGAUUCAAUCGAUGAUUUACUUUAUUGUUAGACUAAUUUAAAUUAUAAUUUUGAAAUCUAAAGUUCUCUUAUACCAACUUAAGAUUUCUAGUUAUAUCUUUAUAUUGGAAUUGCCAUAUUUUUAUUAAUUAUUGGAUACUACUAUUAUAGAUAUAAGUAAAAAUUAAGAAUAUGUAGAUAAUGA